CUGAUCAAGCUGCGCGUGGGAAGAUCAUUGUCGAUCACUGUCAUUCAUUGGAUCGCACGUUUUCGGCCCCGAAAAAACGAUCGACAAUUCUUCACUCUCAAGAAAUGUGCGAUCUACAUGGAUCUACGGGGAUCUUUCGUCGAUCCAUUCUAAUUCGCAGAACAGAAGUCGAGUUCGAAUUAGCGUCUAAAAAUGGACGGUUUGUACCCUUGGAAUUGAGAAAAUCAUUGUUCUAGAUUGCAAUUGCAAGUCCCCCUUUCCCAGGGUCUCGCUUUCAAAGCUCAUUCAGAAAUGUAUAAGUAAGGUCCGGUUUCUGCAUCAAAAACCAUCAUCACAGCUUCGACUUUUCAAGCAUUGACAACUACUUCCAAUUUCCAAUUCAAUCACAAUGAACUUCUUCUACACUCUUCUUGCUUUCAUUCAAACUUUUGUUGUCCUUAACGGAGUCAGUGCCCUUCGUUUUGACUUGACCAACGUUACUUGCUCUCGUUUGAGAGGUCCUCGCUGUGGUACCUAUUUGCUUCGUGUCGCAGGAACAAAUGCUACGUUCCUUGGCCAAAAGUACCUUGUUGGUUUCGAGGCUUUGACCCAGCCUAAGGAAGACUUCUUGAAGCGUUACCUUGAGAACGAGCCCAGAUUGAUUCCCCGUCUCACUACCGUCGCCGAGAACCAAACUGACAGCUUCCAUCCCUUCUUCUUCACUACCAACCAAGCUUCUUGCAACCCUCAAUCGAUUGAGUCCGACUUGAUUCCCUUCGUGAACACCGUCACUAACGAGAUCCAAUACGACUCUUGGGCAUAUACCAUGCUUAACGCUUCCCUCAUCAACGGUCUUGCUAACCAAUUGAUGAACGCUAGUACCUAUGGUGUCCAGGUUGCUACCUGCCUUCCCGGCUUCACUAAUGGAUACUUUGACGCCCCUACUGUUAACAUCUUCAACAACGACGAGGAGGUCCCCAGCUGGUGCACUGCCAUUGAAUUUGAAGCUGUUUGCCCCCUUGAUGUUGGCUUCAACUAAACUACAAUAGUGAAUACUUUUGACAAGAACUUAAUAGAAUAAAUUAAAGAAAAAUAUAACCCAAAAAAAAAGAAAAAGAGAUGUGUGUGCUUGACAAAUGAGGGUAUUCUCGUCUUUGCCAAUCUUUUAACCAGCAGAAGCGCAUCAUUAGCUACAUCUUAUAAAGAACUGACGCAAAUUCUUUCCCGACUGCGCCUUCCGUCUUAAUAAGAACUAGUAAAUAUGCUCAUGGGAGAUGAAUUAACAACCAUUUAUUCAGACACUGGCUUUCUGGGGACGCACAUGAUGAGCAGGUAGAACUUGGACUUGGAAACAUGUCUGUGAUGCUUCUUCCAUUCACGCUCUUUAAUAAACUUGGAAAAGCCACCAGAGACACCAGAUUGUUGCAAGUAAUUGGUGAUUGCAGCCUCGCGUUGUUUUUGCACAUCCUCCGGAGUAAAGAAGAAAAGUCGCAAACCGCGUGGUUGAAAGUAUUUUGAAUUCCACAUGCUGAUUACUCCUUCAAUGAUGGGAUGUUCCAUGUGUGAAAUUAGUUUCUCGACAUAGGCACCCACGAUGUAGCCUGAAAUGAAACCGAGUGAGACAAAGUUCAUUAAUUUUCCGACACUAGCAUUAAUGAGCUCGUUGUUUGUGCACGCCAGAUUAAUAUCAUGAACAAACGAAGCCCAGUCAGCAGGUGGAACAUCGUGUCUGCUUAAGUCUUGGGGGAAGUAGACGAGUGGGAAGCCUCGUUUUAAGCUGUCGCUUCUUGCCUCAAUACAAAUAGGGGCAAACGUCGAAUACGGGGCUUGAGGAGACGGUUUCCGCCUGAAUUGUGUUGGAAUAAUAGCUCCUUUUCCGUGGUUUUUUAUACGGUUCUUAAUGCCGCGGAAAAUCUGAUGACCAAUUCCAGCACUUACUUUUGUUCCAUGGACUCUCGUCUCAUCUGAUCGAUCGACAAAUCGUAUACUGCUAUGGAAGAUAGACAGUCUUUUCUUCACUGCAAUGAUUUCUUCUGCGGAAACAGACGCUUUGUCCGACAUUUUCACUUCUUAAAGUUCAUAAUUUGAUAAUUGAGAUGAAUAUCGUUUUCACCGAACCAAAAACAGCAGGAUCAGUUACAAUUGUGUAAAUUCAGUGAUCACUCGCCCUAGGAUUGCCACAAUUUGUAAAUAAAAUACAGGAAACUUGUAUCCUCUACGUAGAGAAAAAACGUGUGAAAAACGAAGAACAAAAAGAUAGAACGGAUAGAAAACGACAAUUACAAAGACAAUACCUGAAACAUAGGAAAGAAUUGCGUUUUAAUAAUAUUUUACUCGUGGGAUUCUGGUUUGGGAAAAGAUCGAACGUUAGCGGAUA
Schizosaccharomyces japonicus yFS275 is the source of this 2356-nucleotide messenger RNA. RefSeq lists its product as hypothetical. The transcript has a single exon. Gene Ontology annotation, cellular component: cytosol. Bases 389 to 1018 code for a protein of 209 amino acids. NCBI's taxonomy places the organism in Eukaryota, Fungi, Ascomycota, Schizosaccharomycetes, Schizosaccharomycetales, Schizosaccharomycetaceae. The record is from RefSeq and is a predicted model, not a curated record.